Molecule: messenger RNA, 3172 nt
Organism: Maylandia zebra (zebra mbuna)
Lineage: Eukaryota; Metazoa; Chordata; Actinopteri; Cichliformes; Cichlidae
Gene: znf414
Product: zinc finger protein 414
Source: RefSeq, a predicted model, not a curated record
CCAAAGGUUAGUGGCAACUAUUUGUCAGGGUGUCAGGACACAUGAUGAGAGAAAGUUUCACUGUACCACUUACGAUGGUGCAAUGAUGAACUGGGGAAAACUUUUAAAAAACAAAAACUUGAAUAGAAGUGAAGUGAACUGCAAGUUGCUGGAGCAAGUACUGGGCUACCAGUCUGAUCAAGCACCACUACAGCCAUGGAUCCAGAUGGGGGACACAGCAGAGAGCAAGCUUGGAAGUUGACCUUCAUAUGUAUCGAUUCAUAUUUUUGUAAACAGUCAUCACUUCCAUUGAAAGAGAGGAAAGCUGCGGCUCUUCCUCCUUGGACCCUAUUAUUCCAUUUGCUACAGUCAGAUUUUCACUGCACAGCGUAUGCUGUGUUGUUUAGCUUGUGUUUGGGAGUUUUGUCCUUGGAAUGAACCAGUUUGUGUGUGAGUGUGUGGCUCGGAUGUCGUUCUUGGAGAAGUUUCUCUGAUAAACCUGCUAUGUAAGGCAUGACAGUGUUGUUCCGUUUGUCAGUCUGAUGCUCCCUCGUUGGUGUCUGACCUUUACUGUGCAUCUUCGCUGAUUUGAUGAAGGCCCAGUUGGGAUAACAUGUCUGUGUUCCUUUUCUUUCCCUGUGUGUGGUCUGUGUGUGUGGGCUUCCUUCAGUGUUGAGGUUUUCAUUCUCCUUGAUAUGGACACAGACACAGCAUUUUUUAGAUGGAUUAUCGUGGAAUGUAAUUAAUUUGUGGUUAAAAACUACGAGUGACGAGUGACUAGAUCGUUGAUAAGGUAAAGGUGAUGAAGAAUAUUUUACCUUUCAUAAGAGAGGCAGAGAUUAAUAAUAACUAAUGCGUAAGUGCAGAAUGGUGCACAAACACAGAGUGAGUAAAAAGGUGAGAGGAGAAGAAGCACUCAGUUCCUGAUCCAGCACUAACUAAAGCCCUAUGCUGGUUCCACAGAAGAGGGGCCUGAAAGCUCAAUGCUUUGCCUCCCAUUCUGCUUUUACAAACCCUUCAAGUAGGCCCCCAGUCUGAGAGUAAAGGCUCUAUUGGGGUGAUACAGUUCUAUAACGUUGUUAAGAUAAGAUGGGGCCUGAUUACCAAAGAUAUUUUACUUAAGGAGCAGGAUAUUGAAUUCAAUUCUGUAUUCAACAGGGAGCCAGUGAAGGGAAGCCAAGAUAGGAGAAAUAUGCUUGGGGAGGGAAACAGAUUAACUACAGAUACUGAUACUGUGACAGCCUUCGAAUUUGAAGUUCCCAACACCCCCUCAAUUAAAGAGAGCCUAGGAAAUCUGAUUUAAAAAGUCACAUUUUUAUUUUUUAUCAACAACAACAAAUACAAUUAAGGGGAAAUAAUCCUAUGUAAUGCUGUAAACAGCAGGUCUGUUCAAUAGUUUAGUUCCAAAGGGUCACUUCCCUGUUCAUUUGUUCCCCUUUUGGCAACAAGGGAACAGCCAACGAGUAGUCCCUCUUCCUCUGCACAGCAGCUCCUCCCAGUACUGCUUCCUGAUCCACUCUGUGGUACAGAAACAAACAAAGACUGGUACUUUGCUUUUAAACAAACUGCAUCACAGACAUCCCAGCUGAUACCAACUAUGGAUAUCACUCUCAAAAACAGAUUUAAAUGGUGCUUUAUUGGCAUGACAGUUUAUAAAAACUAUAGUUACAAUCUGUGAAUGCUCAAACUACUAACUUGGUUUGUUAUAAUUGCCACUGAAAGAUGGUGAAAGCUGUAAUCUAAGGCUAAGGCUACAUCUUUGCAGUGUUGUGAUUGCAGACAUUCCCAGCUCUCUGUGAACAGCGCUAAUCGGUGGUCAUGAGAAACUUUCUUGACGCAUGCUCGUCAUCCAAGUUAAUCCCUGUAAAUCCCAGAAAGCUGAUUGGGAGAAAGUCACUUCUUCAGCGCUUCUUUGUAACUGUUGAUUGGUUCACAGUCCACACCACACGGUGGCGGUAAUUCACUGUGUGGUUUCUUGCCAAACACCAAUAAACGCGAAGAAGAAGGAGCAGGAGCAGCAUGUCUGCAGACAGUGUCCCCGCACAGACGUCUGAAUAUGCAAACGGAGGAAACAAGAGGAUACCGUGUCCGUUGCACGCCUGUAAGAGAGUGUACCGCGACACAAGUGCUCUGGAGAGCCACAUCAAAGAUCAUGAUAUCCCGGCUCAGUCUCUACCUGGUAAAGUGCUGCUGUGCUCUACUGUCGGCUGCGGUGGUUCUUUCUCCAACAUGCAGAAACUGAUGGAGCACAUGAGGCAUCAUCACAAACCCAACAUUUUCUUCCAGUGUGAAAGCUGUCGCACUAAGUUGCGCUCAUACCGUGGCCUGCUGACUCACCUGCACACCUGUUCUAAAGUCACACGGAGUAAAACGAAGCCUGUUGAACAGACACCCCCUCAGCUUGCUGCUGUUACCAACCCAAAACCCACAGAGCAGCACCUCCCACGGCUGGAGUCGGUGUCUGCACCCCAGCAACUGCCGCCUCAAAUCCCAAACCCAGAUGGAGCCAUCCGCCCUGCUGAUCCUCAGGCACACUCCUCAGCCCCACCUCUGCUCAGUUCCCCUAUCUUGCAUCUCCAAGAAACCUCCCCUCUUCAAAACAUUAAUGAAGCUCGUACUUUGCCUAAGGAAAAAGCCCCUAACAUGCCCCCAUGUCUAAAGAUGGAUGGUCCAAAAGCAAGCGCUGACCCUCCUGAGUUCCAGGUUCAGCACCAGCCACAGACCAGGUCACCUGAGCCCAUCCCUCCUGCUCCAGGAUCAGCACCUCAUUCUCCUCCUGGGUCAUCGGCUAUCUGGAAGAAGAGUCCAGGUUUGGCCUGCAGCAGACGCAUCCUUUGGGAGCACACCAGGGGGCGCUAUACAUGUGUACAGUGUGGCCAUGUAGUAACCAACCGCAAGGAAAUGACCCUGCACAUCAGCAGUAAACACGGCACCAUCAAAGCUGUAGAAGAUACAGGGAGCUCUGCUACUAACACUUAGUGUGGCAACUCUAGUUGUCUGUAUGUGUCGAGGUUUUAGCCAAAUUCUGAGUGCUGGCUGUGCACAGCAGGGUUGACUCAGAGCGAAACACCCGCAGGAGUUAUGUGCAUGUAUCUGCUUGGGUAAUGAUGCUAAGAAAAUUGUAUAUUACUGUUUCUGUAGAGCAUCUAACAUCUUCACCUCUUGAAUAAAAGGUUCAGACGUUUUUGUGAAA